Drosophila sechellia is the source of this 971-nucleotide messenger RNA. RefSeq lists its product as uncharacterized. Bases 107 to 688 code for a protein of 193 amino acids. The transcript has 3 exons. Lineage: Eukaryota; Metazoa; Arthropoda; Insecta; Diptera; Drosophilidae. The record is from RefSeq and is a predicted model, not a curated record.
GCGCACCAAGUCGCCUGCCGCUCCACUCCAAAAAGCCGAGACUUUCGGAGGCCCACACAUACAUACAGUGGUGUUACGAUAUAUUACCCAACAACAGGCGGCGACCAUGAAUCUGCGGUAUAUCUGCACUGUGGCUCUCGUGCCAACGCUCUGCGUGCUGCUGGUGCUUCUGCUGGAAUUCGUGGAGGAGGGUCUGGCCCAGAAUUCCGACCCCCUUUUCGAGCUUCCCGUCCAGCUGGUCGGCUUCCCCGUAAUCGUGCUAUCCGUCCGCCUGUCCCAGUUCGCCAAGAAGUUGGCCUACUCCCUCAGUCCCAGUACAUAUAGAUCUCGCACCAGAAGGGAUACCGCUCAUCCUCUGGCUCUUGAUGCCGAACUGGCCCAGAAACAGAUCCUGGGUGAGUUCGGACCCCAUGCCUGCAUCCUGGAGGAGCCGUGCCGUGUCCACGCCUCUAAAUAUUCAGGCAGUUCUGAUGGCCGAUUCCCUGACGGAAAAGCAAAGCCACAUGCUGCCUGGUCGGAAGUGUUGAGGAACUACAAAGUGCAAUCGGGCGUCAGUGGGAUGAAGCAAUGGUACCUGCUGUCCCUGUUCAUCGGCGAUGCUGUGCGGGAUGUGCCGCUGUGCAAGCACCUGGCCAAAAGGAUGCCCUGUCCAGGAGUCGGACCUCUGCCGGCGCCGCAACCACGGUGAAGAUCUGGUCGGACCCGCCUCCUCAGGGGCAUUUCGUAUCGAGGAGGGAGGAUGGGCAUCCGGAUGGAGUCCCCUUAGUCAGUCGCAUCGGACAUCUUUGUUAAUCAUCCAUCUCUCGGCACUCACAUCCAGCUGCCAUGUGCGGUCCUUGUACACCCCAUCAUUUCGUUGUACUUUUAGUUGAUUUUAAGGGUUUUAAUUUAAACGAACGACCGCCAACAGACGUAGGCGCUUAGAUUUAUGAGUAAGCAAAUAAAUAAACAAACCAGUUGGAAAAAAUCAA